Messenger RNA from Closterium sp. NIES-65, 2659 nucleotides. Lineage: Eukaryota; Viridiplantae; Streptophyta; Zygnematophyceae; Desmidiales; Closteriaceae. The record is from the annotation of a GenBank genome assembly.
AUGUCCGCCUUCGCAGAUGGGACGGCAGGCCAACGCGCUCGUGGUGGCGGAAAGCGCAACGGCGGCAGGGCUGCCGCGGCCAAGGGCAGUCCCUCGGGCAGGCAGUCGCAGGAUGCGGAUGGGGGUGACGAGGGGGAUCAUGCCGAGCCGGUCACUACCCGUGGUGGCGGAAAGCGCAACGGCGGCAGGGCUGCCGCGGCUAAGGCCGAUCCCUCGGGCAGGCCGGCGCAGGAUGCGGAUGGAGGCGACGAGGGGGAUCAUGCCGAGCCGGAAGCUCGUGGUGGCGGAAAGCGCAACGGCGGCAGGGCUGCCGCGGCCAAGGGCGGUCCCUCGGGCUUGCAGGAUGCGGAUGGGGGCGACGAGGGGGAUCAUGCCGAGCCGGUCACUACCCGUGGUGGCGGAAAGCGCAACGGUGGCAGGGCUGCCGCGGCUAAGGCCGAUCCCUCGGGCAGGCCGGCGCAGGAUGCGGAUGGAGGCGACGAGGGGGAUCAUGCCGAGCCGGAAGCUCGUGGUGGCGGAAAGCGCACCGGCGGCAGGGCUGCCGCAACCAAGGGCGGUCCCUCGGGCUCGCAGGAUGCGGAUGGUGGCGACGAGAAGGAUCAUCCCGAGCCGGAAGCUCGUGGUGGCGGCAUGCGCAACGGCGGCAGGGCUGCCGCGGCUAAGGGCGGUCCCUCGGGCAGGCAGUCGCAGGAUGCGGAUGGUGGCGACGAGAAGGAUCAUGCCGAGCCGGAAGCUCGUGGUGGCGGCAUGCGCAACGGCGGCAGGGCUGCCGCGGCUAAGGCCGAUCCCUCGGGCAGGCCGUCGCAGGAUGUGGAUGGAGGCGACGAGGGGGAUCAUGCCGAGCCGGAAGCUCGUGGUGGCGGCAUGCGCAACGGCGGUAGGGCUGCCGUGGCCAAGGGCAGUCCCUCGGGCUCGCAGGAUGCGGAUGGUGGCGACGAGAAGGAUCAUGCCGAGCCGGAAGCUCGUGGUGGCGGCAUGCGCAACGGCGGCAGGGCUGCCGCGGCUAAGGGCGGUCCCUCGGGCAGGCAGUCGCAGGAUGCGGAUGGUGGCGACGAGAAGGAUCAUGCCGUGCCUGCAUGCCGUGACGUUAACGAUCAUGAUGAGGACGAGCCAGCAGCAGUGUCUGAUGGGAAAGGUGGACGUGAAGCUGUGAUUCCGUACCAACGGCGCAAGGCUGUGGAUCCGGGCAGUUGCGACCAUAAGGCGAGACAAGCUCGGCACGGCCCCAAUGUGCACGUUUCGAGCUCGUCUGGUUCCGAGGAAGAUUCGAGCAACAGUGAGUCGGGCAGCUCAUCCGGGAGUGAGGAGGUAUACGAGGACGAGGAUGAGGAGGAGGAGGACGAGGAUGAUGAGGAGUUGGAGCCGGAGAGCAAGGAUGGGGAGGAGGCUCGGCCUUUGAAGAGGAGGAGUGUGCGGAAGCUCAAGAAGGGCAACGCUAAGCAAAAAUCGGAGAGGGGACGGGUGAAGAGCUGUAAACAGAGUGUGCGUCGUGCCAAACCACAUGGCAAGCGCCAGAGACCUCGAUUUGAAGCUAAAAUUGUGGGUGUGCGUAGCAAGGCGAAGCGGGAGUUGAAUUUUUACGAGUCCAUGGGGAUACGAUGUACAUCAAGCUCUCAUGAUCGGCAAGCCGCGGACCCGUACGCUACGUUACGCGAUCCGAUGGGUUCGGCCGGGAAGGGAGAUCCGAUGGCUUGGGGGUCAGCGCGGUUUGGCAGGGAAGCAACGGACCCGCCCCCCAACCAUAUGGGGGGUCGCGCGGUUCAUGUGAAAAACGAGGGGGCAACGAAGCGGCACGAACCCUCGGCAGCUGCAGCAGCGAAUGACGGUGUGGGAGGAGGUGUGUGGGCGAAUGCCUUGGGUGAAUGUGGCGGCGGUGUGGAAGGCUGCAUGUGGGAUGUACGGGAGAGCAGGGGAGAAGGGGGGGACGAGAAAAUGGAUCCGGCGACUAAGGAGGGGAGGGGAGAGAGCAUGGGCACACCUGGCGCAUCCAGUCGGCCGGAUGUGGCUGGCGGCAGGACUGUGGAGCAGCUCAUGCGAGAGCUUGCCCAGCGGGAUCGCGAAAUCGCUGCACUCAAGGCAAGGCCAGGAUCAGAAGGACCUGUCAAGCCCUGCACCCCUCCAUCUAGGCCUCCUCCUCUAGCGUCUCUGUCGAGCGGCCCAUCUGUAGGGGGCCUCGAUCCAGGCGUGGCGCCAGAAAGCCCAGCGAUGGUAGACGUACCGGUCCGUCGAACGCGUGGGAUGCCCACACCCAAGCUGCUGAAGCCCCUGUUCAUGGUGCUGGUGCUAGUGUGGGUGGCACGCGGCGCAAGGAUAGCUCAUUGUAGCAGUUAUCCUUCCUAUCCCUCCCCCCUCUCUCCCAUCCCUCGCCUAGCUCUUCCAGAGCCCCUGUUCCUGGUGCUGGUGGUGGUGUGGGUGUCAUGCGGCGGAGGGAUAGCUAAGAAUAGCAUUUAUCCUUCAUCUCACUUCCCUCUCUCUCCCAUCCCUCCCCUCCCUUUGCGAGAGCCCCUAGCCCCUGUUCCUGGUGCUGGGGGUGGUGGGUGUCAUGCGGCGGAGGGAAUAGAGGAAGCCAUAUCCGUCAACCCCACGCGGCCCCCUUUCUGUCCGCCGCUCCUCCCUCCCCUCUCUAUCCCGUCCCUCUCCCUCCUCGUCCAGAGCCACU